AAAUGCGACAGCGCCAAUGGCAGCAAAAGACAACUAGAAGAGGCGAGGAGGAUGACAGCAACAAGGUGAGAGGAGCACCGUUUGAAGUCAACAUUGGCACUGAUGUACGGCCAGAGAAUGCAGAGAACCGUCACGUCUCCCUGCGGAUUCAGCAUCGUAUGAGUUAUCAAAUUACUGGCAACUUUAUCCCAAGUUGUUAAGGUGUGCCUAAUUUGAUUUUGCCGACUUAGACGGAGAAGACCAUAUUAGUUCGGUCUUACGUAAAAGGUCCUGCAGUGCUGAAGUGACUAUGAUGCUCUGGCUGCAGUGGAGGUGAGGAAACAUGGGGUGGAAAUCUGAGUUGUCGAGACAAACGUGAUGACAGCAUGGUCCACGGUGGAGAAGCUCAAAAUGGAAAAACGCCCAUGCAGGGAAGAGAACAUUGACUCAAGUGAGGCCCAGCAUGCCACUGAGGAGUCGGAGGAUGGAAGCAGCUCCGAAAGUGAAUCCGAAGAGCAGAAACCGCAGAGAGUUCAGGCAAACAGCAGUAGCUGUAAAAGAAGGGAACCGCUGGCUGUCACCAAACCUCACCGUCAGCUCUGUCGCUCUCCAUGCCUCGACCGGCCUAGUUUCUCCCAGAGUAGCACUGUCCAAGACUUCCGUGAGGACGACACCAGCACAGCAUCAGGGGUUAAACCUGUGAGUGAAAGAGAGUACCAGACCAAGAUCGAGUUUGCGUUGAAGCUUGGCUAUUCUGGAGAGCAAGUGGAGUCGGUGCUCAGUAAGUUAGGAGCUGCGGCACUCAUUAAUGAUGUUCUUGCUGAAUUGGUGCGACUUGGAAACAAAGUGGAGCCUGAAACUCAGCCUUGCAGCAGCACAGCUGCUCCUGUAUCAUGGCCCCCGUGUGUUAAAGAGACUGUUAGUCCAGAAGUUUCAGUGGAAGAAGAUUCUGUGGAUACCUAUGAUAACCUCAGGCCCAUCGUCAUUGACGGCUCAAACGUUGCCAUGAGCCAUGGAAACAAAGAGGUAUUCUCUUGUCGUGGUAUCCAGCUUGCUGUUGAAUGGUUUCGGGAUAAAGGACACAAAGACAUCACUGUGUUCGUUCCAGCCUGGAGGAAGGAGCAGUCAAGACCCGAUUCUCUUAUCACAGAUCAAGAAAUACUACGCAAGCUGGAGAAAGAGAAGAUUCUGGUUUUCACCCCAUCUCGAAGAGUUCAGGGCAGGAGGGUGGUGUGCUAUGAUGAUCGCUUCAUAGUGAAGCUGGCUUAUGAUUCUGAUGGAAUUAUUGUGUCAAACGACAACUACAGAGACCUGCAAAACGAGAAACCAGAGUGGAAAAAGUUUAUUGAAGAGCGUCUCCUCAUGUAUUCAUUUGUCAAUGACAAGUUUAUGCCACCAGAUGAUCCACUGGGAAGACAUGGUCCAAGCUUAGAAAACUUUCUCCGCAAGCGACCCGUUGUUCCAGAGCACAAAAAACAACCUUGUCCCUAUGGAAAAAAAUGCACAUAUGGACACAAAUGUAAAUACUAUCAUCCAGAACGUGUUAACCAACCUUUGCGGUCUGUGGCGGAUGAACUGCGAGCCUUUGCCAAAUUAUCUGCUGUGAAGACGAUGAGCGAAGGAGCUUUAGUGAAAUGCGGUACCGGUGCAGCAACUGUAAAGGGGGACAGCAGCUCUGAAGCCAAACGCGUGGCCCCUAAACGCCAGUCUGAUCCCAGCAUUCGCUCAGUGGCCUGUGAACCUCCGGAGGCACUCUCCAUUGUAAGGAAGUCCGAGACAAAUUCAGUGCCUUCCCUCGUGUCUGCCCUCAGUGUGCCCACCAUGCAGCCUGCCAAGAGCCACGCAGCCGGGGCCUUGAACACACGAUCAGCCAGCAGCCCAGUUCCUGGUUCUCUGCAGUUUUCCCACAGUUCUCUGGAGCACAUGUCCAGCGUGCAAUAUCCCCCUAUUUUAGUCACAAAUAGUCACGGCGCCUCCAUCACGUACAGUGAACCGUUCCCAAAGUACGACUCGGUCAGCGAUCACGGAUAUUAUUCACUCCACAGUGAUUUUUCAAACAUGAGCAUGAGCAGCAUGCACAAUGUGGACAGUUUCUGUAGCAUGGAGCACGAGCAUGUGUAUCAGAGAAACCCCAGCCACUGCCCCGAGUCCUGCCUAAGCCAUUCCAACAGCGACUCCUUCUCCUCUUAUGGGGACAUGUACCCCAGCUCUAUGGACAGCAGUCUGGAGGAAAGCAUGAAGGGGUCACAGCAGGCUCCUGCACAGGCAAGGAUGCAAGCCUUCUCCCACGGGUUUCGCCACGAAGCACUGACUAGAGUUCAGAGUUAUGGACCGGAGGAGCCCAAGCAGUGCUCCCGGAAGCAGUCUGGAGCACAUCUAGCCCCACACAUCCAGCACGCUGCAGUGGGCGCCCGGUCCAGCUGUCCCGGAGACUACCCACUUACCCAGAAUUGUCUCCCACCUUUGUCCUCGCAGCCCACGCGCUCACUAGGUAUGACUCGAAUGGACAGUAUUUCUGACUCAAGGCUAUAUGACAGUAACCCAAUGAGGCAGAGGCGACCUCCACUGUGCCGCGAGCAGCAUGCAAGCUGGGACCCUCUGCCUUGUGGUAACGAGUCCUUUGGAUAUCACUCAUAUCCACUUAGUAACAGCCUGAUGCCUUGCUGCGAGCGCGUGAUGGUUCGCAGCAUGCCAGACAAGAUGGAACAAAUUUGGAGCUCGCCAUGGGAGACCCCAUCUGCAGCUGAGCACCAGGAGCAGCACGCCGUCCCGGACCACCAGUACCAGACAUACAGGAACCUGUGCAACAUCUUUCCUGCUUACAUCGUCCACGCCGUCAUGGAGAAAAACCCACAUUUAACGGAUCCUCAACAGCUUGCUGCAGUCAUUGUCACAAAACUGAGGUCCAACCACUGAGCAGCAGUUGAUGAGAAAGAAGGGAAGGGAGGUUUUUCUUUGCAGGGGUGGCCCCUUCUUCAGUUUUGCAGCUUUUGUGCACCCUCUGCCCUCAGGAGCUAAUUGUCACAGUUUUUUGGUGGGAGUUUUGGCGAUUCGGGUAUGCAUCACUGAGAUGAUAUACGUGGAAACCUUCAGCUUAGGGGACUUUUUUAAAUGAAGUAUGAAGCACCAGUAUUUUAUGGAAAACACCUCGUAACACAUUCAUUCUUCCUGAGCUUUAAAGCAUUAAUGGAAGAAAUUCUAAAGUCACUUUAACUUUUGGUAUCUGUACACUUCAUCCUAAGUUAUGUUCAGCAUUAAAUAAUGGAUUAUAAUUAAUUUAGAAUUUUGCAGGCUAUCUUAAUAAAUAUGUCAAUUAUAAAAAAGACUAACUUUAAAUUAAGGGAUUUAGUAUUUAAAAGCAAAACGCUCACCAACUUGUAAGACAUUUAAAGUCCCACUAUGAUCACCUUUUGAUUUAUUUUAACUGUGUUCUCAGUGGUCUAUUAAUUAGGAUUAAGCCGUUUUUAGCCAAAAUAAUACUACAACUGUAUAGGAUUCUAGGACAUCGUUUCUGCAUACUGCCCCCUUUCAAUUGUCCUUCUGUUUACACUCUUUCCUGCUAGCUUACAGCCCCUCACCCCAACCUAACAUUACCAGUGCAACAAAAAUGGCAAGCAAUAUUGUAGCUGUCCAUCUGUACUGUUCUGAUCGGAAGCUGUAGCAGCUCGGAAGAGGAAAACGAAGAUGAAUGUUUCGUCUACAAGUGGUUGCAUCAGAAUUGAGCGGAGCAACGAGCUUUUGGCUUACCAUAGUAGCUUGUGCGUCAUGCCUACAAGCGUUUGCUACGGCGUUCUUUUUCUGCCUGCUCCCAGUUCGCACAAGUUGAACAAAGAAAUACUGAGAAAUACAAUUUUAAUAUAAAUUUUCUCCACCCUGAGAACAACGGUAUUAAACAUUGAACCUUAUUUUCAUAGAAGUGGGAAAGACUAGUCACUUUGAAAUAUUUUUAGUCAAUCUAUCAGAAAUGAGUUUGUACAUUUUUCAUUCCUUAUAAUAUUUAACAGAGGCUUAACCCUUAUAUUGUGUUUGGGUCACAACAAGUGUGAAAUUGGGUCACUCUUGAACUAAAUGACUGAACUAAACAAAUUGGUUAACACGUGGUAACAAAAAGAAAAUCGCUCGGCAAUAUCUAGUUUAGUCUUGAGACUCCAUUCAGCAUAAAGCUGUUCUGAAGACGGCUCAGGCCCGGUGAAUGUGUUGUGAAAGGUAUCUGCAGUCAUGAACAGCUCUGCUUAGGACUGCCUCUGCUGUAAAUAAUCGUUUUUGUUUCCCUCUGUUCUGUGCAUUUCUUUCAGAAGUCAAGUGAGAGGGAGGUAGAUGCAUACCUCACAGCAUGACAAAUGACAUGUUAUGGCCUUAUAUCUGAAUGACCUCACGCUUUAGUCAUUGUCUGAUCGGUUUCAGUGAAAGUAGUUCUUAUUGAAACCCAAAUGUAAAGCACUAUCACCAUAUCUAAAAAGAUAUAUUUUCUCAGCCUCGCCUAGCAAAGCUACUAUUUUGGUAGAAUUUGUGCACAAAACGCAGAUUUGACUUGUGUACAUGUGCACACAUUUCUGUACAUAUUAUCAUACAAAAGCCAUUAUUCAGAGUUAUUGAUAAGCUGCUAAAUAAUGCCAAAAAAGAGACUUUCUGAAUUUCUGUAGUCAUAUUCCACAUAUUCAGUUUAGUUUGAAGGAUUCAUUAAAUUGAAGCAACAUCUCUAUUUGGAUGGUUUCAUACAGAUGUACAGUUGGAUUUCUGGUUUUUACAUGAUGCUACAUCCAGUAUUUGAAGAUUUAUAUAUUUUUCAGAUCUGUUGUGCUGUUUUUCAGGGAGAACAAAAAAAGAUAUAUAUUUUGAGCUCGGAUCGAGUUCCCCUUGUUUUCAGGGGAGGGGUUUGUUCAUUUGCAGCCUGCUUUUACAUGUACUUAAGUGACUUGAAUGCCUGAGGGCCUGAAACGGGCACAGGUGGAUUCGUUCUCUGCAUCGACAAAUAUUUUACCUUUCUAACUGAAAAACAACACAAUGGAAAUAUAAAUAACUAACCCUGAAGUGUGGAGGCAGUAAAGUUACUAGUUUUCAACACGAUAAAGAAGAUAUCGUCAUCCAUUUAUGCCUUAACGUGCUCCGACACUUACGGUUUCUUAUUUGCAUGUAAAUGUAGUGGAACUUUGAGAAUUCUUCAACUUUAAAAAAAAUAAAUAAAAAAAGGACAUGUGGUGAGAGAGGAACCAGACUGAAAUGGUGUUAGCCAUCCCGGUUAAAAGUUUGCACAAGGAUUUAUGCAACGGAUUGAAAAUUUACCAGAUGUUAAAUUAGUCAGAUGCAAUGGUCUGGCUGUAACGGUUUUCACUUUGCUAUGUGUUUGAAUAUUGUGGUAUCUUGUAAAGUGAUAGGGAUCAACACAAGGAGAAAAUAAGUGGAGUAAAUUGUGGAAUUGACUGAGUGAGACUGCUGAAGUCUGCAUAAACACACAGCGCAUGCAGGCAGUGGUGAAGGAGCGUGCGAGUGUUUGGCUGUGCCUUGCAGCACACUGCUCUCAGGAUGCUUUUGAUUUUCUAACUUAACGAGUUUUCCUGCUAGAAAGCAGGGACUACUAGCAAGAGUGUACUUUUAUCUAGUAGUAAUAUAUUUUGUGAACACUCUACAUGUAACAUGUAGUACCUUGAAGUUAACUAUGUAUAGUUAAAGUAUGGAGACGUUGUUGAAGAUCUUAGUACUUGUAUGUAUAUUCUUUCUCUGCACCAGGACAUCUUUGGAAGAGUGAGCUAACAAGUGGAAUUAAUGUCAGCAACUUUCAUUUUGGACAGGAUUUUAUGAAAAUGUGCCAGUGGAUGUUUUGAACUUAAAGUUCAGUCGGCCAAAGGACGAGCAUGUCGAUUAGAAACUAAAAGAUGAGCUCGCUUCCUUUAGCUGUGUUACAGUCGGGUUUGUAACAGUUGGACCAUGCUUUCAAUGCAUUUUAAAGAGAGAGGCUUAAUUGUUGAUGUGGUUCUUAAUAAAAAAACAAACUUUAGUUCUUUGUCCAAAUCUAAUUCUAUAAACUAAGCAGCAUCAGACUGUGUUUUGAUGACUUUUAUUAUUUGUAAUUAUUUUUUAGUGGCAUUACUCUUUAACAGCUAAUUGUGAGGCAGACUGAGUCUCAUUGGUGGCGCUUUAAAAUGCUCAUAUCUUUAUAAUGUUGAAGUACAACCGUCGUAUAAGAACAGACAUAAAGGGAAAAAUAAAUUGUUAAAAAAAAAAAAAAAAAAACAACUGAAUGUUUUUUGCCCAAGUAAAGUUUGGGCUUUGCUAACUUUGUUUUUUCAUGAAAAAGACGAGGCCACUUGAGGUCGUCUGUCUGUUCAUGAGAAGGUGAAACAAACUGCCUAAAUGUUUCUUCAUAUGAAACAAAUCAGAUUGCAAGGCUGCUGUCAAGGUUGCUUCUGGCAUUUGGCUUAAAGUUUGCGUGCCAUCGUUUUUGGUUUUUCCCUUCAGACUGCUGAACGACCAGAGUUCUGCUGCUGAGAAGCAAAACCAAACUCAACAUUUGGAAACUAAUCUGAACCCGGGAUGGAUUUGUUGCUCACUUUGUGUUCUUACCUUGGACUUAAAUUUCAAAGGAGCUGUCAUUCAGAGGCUGCCAGAAUUGUGGCAGUCUGGACGCAGUUUAGUUUUGAGUGUAAAUCUACUAAACAGAAAUGUUUUCUCUGAGCACCACCCUUCAUUCCUAGACAAAAGUUGAACUAAUUUGAUUUCUCUUUUUUUGAAAAUGUAACCCAAAAAUGCUUGAAGGGAACAAAUCCUCCUUUACCCUCCUUCCUGUCUGAAUGUGCCGCAAACAAAUAAGCCACAAAUGUCUAGAAUUGACUUUUGCUUGUUGAUACAAAUUGUAUCUAUACAUUGAAUGUAACAAAAUAUGAAAUGUACAGUAUGAAUAUAGUUUUAUUUAAGUGAGGGGGUGGGGUUUGGGGUCGAUGCCGUAACAUUCGUGACACUGUGUGUCACUGGGAGUAUACAGUAGUCCAUUGGUAUGUAAUUAUUCUUACUUAGUCCAGUAGUUAAUUUACAAGGACAACUAUGUUCUACCUAGAUGUGCACAGCCGCUCUGUGUGCAGCAGCAAGCCUCACGUCCCCCACUGUACAGAAGCACACAAAUGUGUGUGUAUUAAAUUGAUGGUCACACAAGUUGUUUGGAUAUUUUAGGUCAUUUGUGUUGUAACUUUGUUAACAGUGCAUCUAUUUCUUCUGAAAAGCAGACGUCUAUGCUAUCUAAAUGGAACUGUAAUCUCUGUGGGUAUAUUCUGCUUUAUAAAACAUGCCAAAGUUCUUUUCAGGCGGCUUUGUCAAACGGUGUCAAAUUCCAACAAAAUCUGUAUUUAAAAUAAUUUUGCAGACUUGAGAAGAUUAGGAAUAAAAAAAAGAGAAGGGACUGAGUGAGGGUAAUGGACUAAAGCUUCUUAGACGUGUAAUCCAGAUGAUAGGCUGAUGUUUACAAGCCGUUCAAUGUCACCUGCUGGGAUCUUCACUGUGGAUCAUUUGCGGAUAGCCGUGGUGGUGACAUGCUGACUGAAUUACUUGCCGUUUUUUUUUGCCCUCAGACUUUUAAGAGUGCAUCUGUGGGAGUGUUUGGCAGUUCAUUGAAAGACCGACCCUUAAUGUUCUCUUGCAAGACGUGUGUUGAUUUGUGAUUUGUUUUGGUAUGAAACUGUCCCCUGACUGCUGUCAUUAAGAAGAUUCUGGAUCUGAGACCAGUUGGCAUCAGAUCAGCUUUGUUGUCAUGACGAUUAGACUGACAUUGUCAGGAUGAUUUAUUGAUGAUCUGCUGUUAGCUAGAAUCAAAACCAAAGGGAUUUCUGAUCUGUACACAAUAGGUUUUCGUUCUAGUUGGUACAAGCGGGGGAAUUGUUGGUGUAUGCCACGAUAAAGGGUGCAUUUAUUUUAAAGAAACAACUGUACAUAAGCAGCAUACAGUGUAAUACUCAGGUUUAGUGACAAACAUUUUAAAUCUCACUUGGUUUUCUAAUACUGAGGGAUGCAGCCGUCUCUCUUUUUGAGUAGACAUUUGGUCUACGAUGUAAAAAAAGAACAAAAAAGCGAAAUGUAAAGCAUAUUUUUGUGUGUUGUGAUGAUCUGCAGUAAUGUAUUGUACACUGACUGGAAGGCAUUGCUUUUAUAGAAAUAAAAUAUGAUUAUUUGGGUCUGUGGACUCAAACAAAAUGUAAGUCUUAAUGACAAACUGUGUUUCUCUCCAUAAAUAAAGACAAAUGAAAACA
Oryzias latipes (Japanese medaka) is the source of this 8213-nucleotide messenger RNA. It is a transcript of the gene zc3h12b, whose product is annotated as zinc finger CCCH-type containing 12B. NCBI's taxonomy places the organism in Eukaryota, Metazoa, Chordata, Actinopteri, Beloniformes, Adrianichthyidae. Gene Ontology annotation, cellular component: cytoplasmic ribonucleoprotein granule; nucleus. The record is from RefSeq and is a predicted model, not a curated record. Gene Ontology annotation, molecular function: RNA endonuclease activity; mRNA binding; metal ion binding.